AUGUUAUUUAUAAAUUUUCAUUCAACUGAAGCAAAUAUAAUGAAGAUAACUAUUUUAAUUUUAUCCACAUUAAUAUAUUCAGUGCAUAACUAUAAUGUCCUCAUGGUUAGCCCUAUGGUUUCACCUAGCCAUUUUAUUCUUGCAAAUGCACUAGGAAGAGGUCUUAUAGAAGCUGGACACCAAGUAACAAUAGUAAGUCCUUAUGAAGAUAAAAAUCCGCUAAAAGGCUAUAAGGAUGUCGUUUUAACAGGUUUAGCAGAGGAAACAAAAGUAUCACCUUUUGAAUUGGGCAAUAUAAAUCCUUUUAUAAUAAGUGGAUUUAUGAACUUUGUCGGUAAUAAAAUUACUAAUGCCGUACUAAACCAUAAAAAUUUUAAGAAAUUGAUUAGUUCAAAUGAAAAAUUUGACGUAAUAAUAGUACAAAAUUUUAAAACGGACGCUCUAAAUAUUCUGCAGUGUCAUUACAAUGCUCCAUUAAUUGUCUUUAGUGUAGCUGGAGCAACUUUCUGGGUAAACCCUAUGGUGGGCAGUCCACUUGAACCAUCGUACUAUCCAGAUUUCUUCUUAAAUUACGAUAGCAACAUGAACUUGUGGCAAAGAACAGUAAACUCGGUUUUACUUCUGAGUAACUAUAUCACCAAACACUUAUAUUUUAUGCCCCAACAAAAGAAGUUAAUGAGUGAACAUUUUCCAAAAUGCACAGAUCAGGAUGCUGCUUUUUAUAAUGCUUCAUUAGUAUUUCUGAUAACCCAUGAAAGCGCCAAUCAACCUAUACCUCUAGUACCCAACAUGAUCAACAUUGGUGGUCACCACGUCAAGCCUGCAAAAGAGUUACCGAAAGAUCUUAAAGUAUUUAUGGACAAAGCCAAAGAAGGAGUUGUGUACUUUAGUCUUGGUUCGAACGUUGAUCCAGCUCAGAUGGCACCCGAGACACAAAAAGCUAUAGUCAAUGCUUUAGGAAAACUAAAACAAAAAGUUCUUUGGAAAUACAAUGGAAAUAUACCAAAUUUGCCCAAGAACGUUCAACUUGGAAAAUGGUUUCCACAAGCAGAUUUAUUGGCCCAUCCUAAUUUAAAACUCUUCAUUACACAUGGAGGCUUACUAAGCACUUUGGAAACAGUGUACCACGGAGUUCCUAUAUUGGCCUUGCCGGUAUAUGCAGAUCAGAAGAUGAACGCAGCUAAAGCAGAACAGGCAGGUUACGGUUUAAACCUUCCUAUCCUAGAAAUAACUGAAGAUAAAUUGAUUAAUGCUCUACACGAAUUACUGACAAAUCCAAAAUACAGAGAAAACGCUAAAAUCAGAUCUAGUCUAUUCCAUGAUCGUCCCAUGAAACCGCUAGAUCUGGCAGUUUAUUGGACUGAAUUCGUAGUCAGGCAUAAGGGGGCGCAACACCUGAGAGUAGCAGCAAUGGAUCUACGAUGGUACCAAUACUUGCUAUUAGACGUGAUUGCAGUUGUAACAAUAUUUAUUUUUAGUGUGUUUACAGUAUUAUAUCUAUUGUGCGUUAAGCUGUGUUGUUCAAAGCAAAACAAAAAGACCAAAAAAGAGUGAUUCGUACAUUUUUUUUAAAUAUGUUUUAA
Messenger RNA from Diabrotica balteata, 1583 nucleotides. Lineage: Eukaryota; Metazoa; Arthropoda; Insecta; Coleoptera; Chrysomelidae. The record is from the annotation of a GenBank genome assembly.